Molecule: messenger RNA, 1480 nt
Organism: Papaver somniferum (opium poppy)
Lineage: Eukaryota; Viridiplantae; Streptophyta; Magnoliopsida; Ranunculales; Papaveraceae
Product: probable cinnamyl alcohol dehydrogenase 6
Exons: 5
Coding region: 135-1226 (363 amino acids)
Biological process (GO): lignin biosynthetic process
Molecular function (GO): zinc ion binding; cinnamyl-alcohol dehydrogenase activity
Source: RefSeq, a predicted model, not a curated record
UUGGACUGCAUUUUGUACUUCACUAAACUCUUGCUGCCUAUAAAUAUGUGAAUUCAGAGAAGCAAGAUCAGAUCAUUAAGCUUAGAAGUUCUCUUCGAAGAAGAAAGAGUACGUACAUAUUCAAGCAAGUAAUAAUGGCACUAGAAAUCAGUACCCCAAACCACACUCAAGUAGUCUCAGGUUGGGCAGCUCAUGAUGAAUCAGGAACGAUAAAACCUUUCAUAUUCAAGCGAAGAGAGAAUGGAGUUGAUGAUGUAACAAUCAAGAUACUAUACUGUGGGAUGUGCCACACUGAUCUCCAUUACACAAAAAAUGACUGGGGCAUGACCAUGUACCCUGUUGUCCCUGGGCAUGAAAUAACAGGAGUGAUUACAAAAGUAGGAAAGAAUGCCAAAGAAUUCAAAGUUGGAGACAGAGUUGGAGUUGGAUGUUUAGCAGCAUCUUGUUUGGAUUGUGAACACUGCAAGGAUUCUCAAGAAAAUUAUUGUGAGAAACUUCAAUUUACUUACAAUGGCAUAUUUUGGGACGGAAGUGUUACUUAUGGUGGUUACUCCAAGAUGCUUGUUGCUGACAGAAGAUAUGUCGUGCACGUGCCAGAAAGCUUAGCUCUAGAUGCAGCGGCACCACUAUUAUGCGCUGGGAUAACAGUUUUCAGUCCAUUGAAAGACGACAAUUUACUCGAACAAGGUCCACGAAAGAAGAUAGGAGUUGUGGGAUUGGGAGGUCUUGGGCAUGUAGCUGUAAAAUUUGGGAAGGCUUUUGGUCACCAUGUUACUGUUAUAAGCACUUCCCCUUCCAAAGAGGACGAAGCCAAAUUGCGUCUAGGUGCGGAUGAUUUUAUUGUAAGCACCGACCCUCGACAAAUGCAGGCUGGGAGGAGGAGCUUGGAUUUCAUACUAGACACAGUUUCAGCUACACAUUCACUCGGCCCCAUCUUAGAGCUUCUCAAAGUUAAUGGGACUUUAUCCAUGGUUGGUGCACCAGAUAAGCCCAUGGACUUGCCUGCAUUUCCUUUAAUCUUUGGGAAAAGAACUGUUAAAGGGAGCAUUAUAGGAGGGAUUAAAGAGACACAAGAAAUGUUGAAUGUGUGUGCUGAGUAUAAUAUCACUUGUGAUGUGGAAAUGGUGAAACCACAUCAGAUCAACGAAGCCUUAGAUCGAUUGGCACGUAAUGAUGUUCGUUACCGUUUCGUGAUAGACAUUGCUGGACCAGCUUCUAGUCUUUGAAGUUUAUUUUUCUACCCAACCCCGGCACUGAAGAAAUUCCAAUUUCAGUUGCCAGCUUAAUUUGUUUGCAGUACCAAUUGUAUUGAUGUUAAAUUUAUUCGAGGAGAUGGAGUAAUUCUUACAAUUUUUUACCCUGUGAUGGUCAACCGGAGAUGGAUAUAGCAUCCUCUCACAGACCGACAUCAAAAUUAUGUAACAGUGAAAUAACUAUAUGUUUGUUGUGCGCGUUUCAGAAAAUUUUAUUGCCAGGUUAA